AUGGGCGGCAUGGGUGGCGGUGGCAUGGGCGGCAUGGGUGGCGGUGGCAUUGGCGGCAUGGGAGGCAUCGGUGGCUUCGGAGCUACCAUGGGCGGCAUGGGUGCCAUGGGUGGCUUUGGAGCUACCAUGGAGACCAUGGGAGGCAUGGGUGGCUUCGGAGCACCUCCGGGCGGCAUGGGCGGCAUGGGAGGCAUGAAUUUUGCGUCUCUCAUGGGAGACAUGGGAGCACCUUCGGGCGGCAUGGGCGGAAUGUCUUCCGGUGUGCCUCACACACCUUCGCAUGAUGCCGUUGAAGAUCCUGCCAACACCUUCUGA
Messenger RNA from Aegilops tauschii subsp. strangulata, 315 nucleotides. The record is from RefSeq and is a predicted model, not a curated record. NCBI's taxonomy places the organism in Eukaryota, Viridiplantae, Streptophyta, Magnoliopsida, Poales, Poaceae.